AUGCCUUCAACACCACUUCUCAACGCCCAAGGCCAGCCUAUCAGGUCUGCUUUGAAGAACGAGGAAGAUGUCGCCCAAACACCACCUUGUGGCCCGACAAAGGCCGUCCAAAUCGCUGAGCCUGAGCCCCUUGCUCAGGAGGAGCCAAGGCCGAGGAGGGAAUUUGCUGCCAGCGUGAGCGGGAAGCGCCUCAGUGGCCGACCCCCAUUGCCAGCGGCGAACUCAUCUCGGACGUCCUUUGCCAGCCAAAGCAGCAUUGACACUCUGGAUCUUAAUGGGAACCAAAGCUUUUCGUCCCUUCCGCAGCUCCCAGAAGACGCUGCAGCCCAGGGUGACCAACCGUCGCAGGGCUCUCACCAGUUUCACAGUGGCUCCCAGAGGGUCGAUCGCGCGUCCGAGAAGCUACUCGCUCAGGUGGCUGAAUGGCUUCAGCGUGAGAAGGCCAAGCGGGAUACCAAGAAGCCUCGGAAGCACAACCACCACCACCACCACCACCACCUUCACUCGCGGCGGAAGCACAAGGCUCAACCCGAGGAGCCUCCGGUGGCUGAAGAGCCAGAGGUGGAGCCCGAGGUCGAGAACGUGCUGCGCAGGACGGCCUCUAUCGACUCCAACUCUAGCGAUGUUUCCCUGGAUCGGUUGCAGCGCAUUCUCGAUGAUAGCAUGGCUGCUCUGGGGAUCAGUUCUGUACCGCACUACAGCGCGAAACUGGGCCGACGACUCUCGCACCGCAAGAAGACUUCUUCACGUUCCACUCUGCAACUCUCUCGAGCAUAUUCGUCGGACACGGACUACGUGGAUGGAGAUGCCAUAGUGCCAAGUUGCGAUGCUAUUCUUGACAACUCCAAAACGCUGAAAUACAGCAAGGCAUCCGCAGACGACCACUCAACUGUAUCCGGAAAGCGCGAGGAAAAAGAGAGGCAAGCUUGGGCAACCUUCAAGAACGAGAUCAUCCGCCUGGCGCAUACGCUUCGGCUCAAAGGCUGGAGGCGUGUGGCCCUGGACGCCGGCGAUGACAUCCAGGUUGAGCGACUGAGUGGUGCCCUGACCAAUGCAGUCUAUGUUGUGACGCCGCCGGAGAACGUGCCAUCUGGCGACUCGGAGGUUGUUAAGAAGAAGCCACAGAAGCUGUUGCUGCGGAUUUACGGGCCCCAUGUUGAAAACCUGAUCGAUCGGGACAACGAGCUCAGCAUCCUGAAGCGGCUGGCCCGGAAGAAGAUAGGCCCCCGAAUGUUGGGAACGUUCACAAACGGUCGCUUUGAGCAGUUCUUCAACGCCGUGCCCCUGACCCCUGAAGAAAUGAGGCAAUCAGCAACCUCCAGGCAGAUCGCCAAGCGUAUGCGUGAGCUCCACUCCGGCAUUGACCUUCUCAAGGAGGAGAGGGACGGUGGCCCGACAUUGUUCAAGAACUGGGACAGUUGGGUGGACAAUGUUGAAAGAAGGUCACUCUUCCUCGACGAGCUCGUUGCAGCCCAUGCUGCGGAAUGGCCCAAGUUCAAGGCCAUGGUUGAUAAAUACCGGAACUUUCUCGUUCAGUACUAUGGAUCUGAAGGCCUCCAUGAGAAGCUAGUCUUCGCCCACAACGACACACAAUACGGCAACAUCCUCCGUGUUUGCACAGAUGACGAGAAGUCCCCGCUUCUGCAGCCCGAGAACCAGCACAAGCAGCUCAUCGUCAUCGACUUCGAGUACGCCUCGGCCAACCUUCCGGGCUGCGAGUUUGCGAACCACUUCACCGAGUGGGCGUACAACUACCACGACCCGCACGCGCCGUUCGCGUGCAGCGUGGAGCGCUACCCCUCGACUGAGGAGCAGAAACGCUUCAUCAAGGCGUACAUCGAGCACCGGCCCAAGAUCGCGUCCUCCGCACCGGCAUCCGCCUCCUCGGACGCGGACGUCACGCCCUCGGCGACGCCACUGGUGACGCCGCAGAACCCGAGCAGCUCCGUCGUCGAGUUCAUGCUGGAUGCACGCGCGCCGCCCGGCGGGUGGAAGGAGGAGGAGCGCCGCGCAGAGGGCGCUACGGACCAGCGCGUCGAAGAGCUCGUCAGGGAGACGCGGCUGUGGCGUGCCAUGAACAGCGCUCAGUGGGUCGCCUGGGGUAUCGUGCAGGCCAAGAUACCUGGGUACACAGAGCCCGCCGCGGAGGGCAGCGAGGCAGACGGAGACGUGGAUCAGAACAAGGCGCCGGCCUCGCCUGUGGCCUCUGAGGGCAGUGCUGCUGGCAGCAGCGGCGAAAGCGCCGGUGGAGGCGAGGACGAGGAGGGAUUUGAUUACCUCUCGUACGCGCACGAGCGCGCCCUCUUCUUCUGGGGCGACUGUGUCCAGAUGGGGCUCAUCAAGCUUGAGGAGCUGCCGGAGGGCCUGCGAGUGGGGAUUAAGAUGAUUGAUUACUAA
Messenger RNA from Diaporthe citri, 2397 nucleotides. RefSeq lists its product as uncharacterized. Gene Ontology annotation, biological process: phosphatidylcholine biosynthetic process; phosphatidylethanolamine biosynthetic process. Gene Ontology annotation, molecular function: choline kinase activity; ethanolamine kinase activity. The record is from RefSeq and is a predicted model, not a curated record. The transcript has 4 exons. Bases 1 to 2397 code for a protein of 798 amino acids. Gene Ontology annotation, cellular component: cytoplasm. NCBI's taxonomy places the organism in Eukaryota, Fungi, Ascomycota, Sordariomycetes, Diaporthales, Diaporthaceae.